AAUACUCACUCUGCAAAUGAUCCAAACAUAUGAUUUUAGAAAUUUUGCAAAUAAUUUAUUUUUGAAAAAAAAAAUUGUAAAAAAAUUGUUGAAUUAUUAUCAAUAUGAGUAGAAUUCUUUUGAAUGGACUAUUCAAAUUAGCUACAUUGCAUAAGUUUGGAUUUCAAAAUAUUGUUGACACUAAAAUAGUUGAAAAACGAAAUUUCAUACUUUGUGUGUGCCUUCAGGAGCAGAAAAUCAACAAAGACGCCACAAACAAUGCAAAUCCAACGAAGAAAGCAAAGAGUGCGCCUAAAAUAACUUUAAUGGGCCCAAAUGAUUCUAUAUCAGUGACUACAUUGGGGGAAGCACAAAAAUUAGCAAAACGACGUGACUUACAUAUAAUGCAGUUAGAGAAAUUUGAUUCAAAAACACAAAGACCAAUCUACAAACUAGUAACGUCUGCGGAAAUGCUUAAGAAUGAAAUGAGUGACUUGAACGCACACAAGAUAUCCACUGAUAAAAAUUUAUCGAAAAAGUCUGAAAAAUCUCUAACCAUUGGCUCACGCAUUAGUGAACAUGAUUUAGGCUCACGUCUGAAAAAUAUUAGUAAGUGGUUGGCUAAACAACAUGAAGUACGAGUUCUUAUACAAGGCAAUGCGAAUGAAAAUCAAAAUACGGAAAAAAUAUUUAAAAGCAUAUCCGAAUCCAUUACUAAUCCAGACGUAAUCGGUAAAAUUGUACAGAAGCAUACAAAGGGAUCAGUUACGAAAUUUAGCAUAAUACCUCAGGCGGCAGUAACUCAGCCACCAGUAUCUCAGUCAUCGAUUACAGACGAGAAGUCGUGACUAGAUAUGCAAAAGUCUUUGAGUCAAAGGAUGUGUUCACGGAAUAUUUAUACAUAUACUAAUUUACUUACAAAUCGGUUACCACAAAGAUACUUUUCAAGCGAAAAUGUCAAGGAAACUAAUAAUAUAAUAAAAUAUUUUGGUAGUUUUACAUUAAUCAGUUUGAUUGUGCUUAAAUAUGUGUUUUGGUUUAAGUAUUUUAAAAUGAAAUCAUCUACUAAGUAAUUUGUGACUUAACUUCUUGGUAAUGGAUAUAUGUGUAUAUGCAAUUCCGAAUAUAGAUUUCUUUCUGAAUACAAAUGUUAAUUAGUUAAUCGUUAUAUUGUAACAAAAUGCAUUAAAUUUUCAUUUAACUUUACUUUUUAAUAUAUUUUAUAAAAUGAAAUGAGCAUAUUUACAUACAUACAAUAAUGCUUCCAUAAAAAAAUUUGUUAUUUUUUAUAUGAAAUAAAAAAAAACUAU
Messenger RNA from Teleopsis dalmanni, 1289 nucleotides. RefSeq names its product translation initiation factor IF-3, mitochondrial-like. Gene Ontology annotation, biological process: ribosome disassembly; mitochondrial translational initiation. The transcript is spliced from 3 exons. The record is from RefSeq and is a predicted model, not a curated record. Gene Ontology annotation, cellular component: mitochondrion. Gene Ontology annotation, molecular function: translation initiation factor activity; ribosome binding. NCBI's taxonomy places the organism in Eukaryota, Metazoa, Arthropoda, Insecta, Diptera, Diopsidae. Bases 105 to 827 code for a protein of 240 amino acids.